This is a messenger RNA of Dunckerocampus dactyliophorus (ringed pipefish), 6523 nucleotides long. RefSeq names its product protogenin homolog a (Gallus gallus) (gene prtga). The transcript has 18 exons. Lineage: Eukaryota; Metazoa; Chordata; Actinopteri; Syngnathiformes; Syngnathidae. Gene Ontology annotation, biological process: axon guidance; cell-cell adhesion. The coding region runs from base 76 to 3624 and encodes 1182 amino acids. Gene Ontology annotation, cellular component: axon; plasma membrane. The record is from RefSeq and is a predicted model, not a curated record. Gene Ontology annotation, molecular function: protein binding.
CCUCAGUAGUAACGCAGUUCUUGUGGAGGAAGCUCCUAUGACACACUAGCGAGCAUGCACCGAAAAUAUAUGUAAAUGGCGCUUGUCAAAAGGGAAUUAUAUCAGCGUUUGCUGUUCUUUGUCGUUUUUCUCUCAUUGUCAGGUGUUUUCGGCUUCAGUGAGUUGUUUUUCAUCAAGGAGCCACAUGAUGUCACAGUGAUGCGCAAAGAAGCCGUCAUUUUGGACUGUCAGGCCCAUGGAGAGACUCCUAUCGAUGUCCGGUGGCUCAAAAAUGGAGUGAAAGUAGUGGAGAAUGACCGUGUGUACCUGCUGUCCAACAGCUCCCUUUAUAUUUCGGAGGUGGAGAGCAGAAGAGGAGACAAAUCAGAUGAAGGCUUCUAUCAGUGCCUUGCACAAAACAAGUAUGGAGCAAUCCUGAGCCAGAGGGCCCGUCUUACAAUCGCUAGUAUUUCCUCGUUUACAAUCCAGCCAAGGUCCAUCGUGGUAACUGAAGGCUCAGUCGCCAGAUUUUCUUGCAAAAUCACUGCACACCCUCCUCCUAUCAUCACUUGGGAGUUCAAUCGGGUCACGUUACCCCUCGCCACUGAAAGAAUCACAGUCCUGCCCGGUGGUUUUCUUCAGAUCUACGGGGUGCAGCGGACAGAUGCCGGCAGUUACCGUUGCAUCGCAACCAACAUUGCUAGCCGGCGCCGCAGCACAGAGGCCACACUUAGCAUCACCGCAGCUCCCAGCCCCCAGCUUCCCCAGAGACCACGCAUCAUAGCCGGACCGCAAAACAUCUCUGUGUCCGUGCAUCAGAGUGCCACCUUAGAGUGCAUGGCCACAGGCAACCCCCGACCCAUCAUCUCCUGGAGCCGGGCUGACAGCAAGUCUAUUGAUGUUUACCACACCAAAGUGUUGGGAAAUGGCAACCUCAUCAUUACAGACAUCAAGCCCCAGCAUGGAGGAGUGUACGUGUGCAGGGCCACCACUCCUGGCACGCGAAACUUCACUGUUGCUGCAGCCAAUGUUACUGUUUUAGCGCCGCCUUCCUUGGUGGAGUGGCCAGAGAGCCUAACUCGUCCACGUGCCGGCACUGCUCGGUUUGUGUGCCAAGCUGAAGGCUUUCCAACACCUCACAUCACUUGGCUCAAGAACGGGGAGAGAAUUCACUCCAAUGGUCGCAUCAAGAUGUACAGCAGCAAACUGGUCAUCAACCAGAUCAUUCCUGAGGACGAUGCCAUUUAUCAGUGCCAGGCUGAGAACGAGCAGGGUUCUGUCCUCUCCAUGGCAAGGCUCAUCGUGGUGAUGUCGGAGGACCGCCCAAGCGCGCCAAGAAACGUCAGAGCGGACACUGUGUCGAGCUCCGCCAUAUUGCUGGCAUGGGACAGGCCGCUUUAUAACUCAGAUAAAGUUAUUGCAUACUCGGUGCACUACAUGAAAGCUGAGGGAUUAAACAACGAGGAAUACCAAGUUGUCAUUGGAAACGAUACCACUCGCUAUAUUAUUGAUGACCUGGAGCCAGCUCGAAACUACACCUUCUACGUUGUGGCCUACAUGCCCAUGGGAGCCAGUCGCAUGUCGGACCACAUGUUCCAGCACACUCUUGAGGACGUUCCCCUCCGUGCCCCUGAGCUGAGCCUCACCAGCCGAAGCCCCACAGACAUCCAGGUGUCGUGGCUGCCCCUUUCCGACAAGCUGAGUCGCGGCCGGGUCUCUGCCUAUCGUUUGUCCUACCGCACCAGUGCUGAGAGCUCAGUCUCUCAGAUGGAGCUACCUGGAGAGAAGACACAUUAUCUCCUAGAAAACCUUCAGCCUGACACCCUCUACCUCUUACGAAUCGCUGCCGCCACUAGCAUAGGAUGGGGUGAGCAGUCGGCCUGGACUUCCCACCGCACCCCAAAGGCAUCCAGUGCUCAAGUUCCUCUUUCUCCUGAGCUGCAUUUGGAGCCUUUGAACUGCACCACUAUUUUGGUACGCUGGCGACUGGCAAAGAGGAAUUCCGCCAGUGUGCAAGGCUACAAACUGUUCUACCAUGAGGAGACCCAGUCUGAGAACGCCCCGGUUCAACUGCGCACCUCGGAUCAUUCACACACCAUUGGAGGCCUCGACCCGCGAAAGAAGUACCAUGUGAAGCUCCUGGCUUACAACUUCAUUGGGGAUGGCUACCAGGCUGACCAAACUAUCAGCACCCCUGGAUGUGUCUCCGUUCGAGACCGCCUGGUGCCGCCUCCACCACCUCCCCACAACGUGUACGCAAAGACCAACAGUUCGUCUUCCGUCUUUCUUCACUGGGGCCGACCGGCCUUCACAUCCAGCCACUCGGUCAACUACACUGUCCGCUGCAACCCCGUCGGCCUGCAGAACGCCUCGCUGGUCCUCUACCUGCAGACGAAUGAGCAAAGCCUUUUAGUGCGGGAUCUGGAGCCCAACACCAAGUAUGAAUUUGCUAUCCGUCUUCAUAUUGACCAACUGUCCAGCCCCUGGAGCCCUGUGGUCUAUCAGAGUACCUUCCAUGAGGCUCCCACGCUGCCUCCCACCAACGUGAAGGUGACGCUGAUCGAGGAGAACACAGCGCUGGUGUCAUGGAAACCUCCGGGGGAAGCAAACUUGGCUGUCACACAUUACACGAUCCUUUAUGCCUCCAGAAAUGAGUGGCUGGCAGGGGAAUGGCAGGUGCUACAAAGAGAGGGGAGCAUCACCAUGGCGCUGCUGGAGAACCUGAAGCCUGGCCAGUUCUACCUGGUGAAAGUGUCUUCUUCCAACAAAAUGGGUGAUGGGCCCUUCUCUCAAAUGGUGGAGCUGACAGUGCGAGCAGAUCACACCUCUGGUCAUGAUCCUCGGCUGUCACGUGGCUCCACACACUCCACAGGCUUUUCCGAUGGCUACUACCACCUGGACCAAACUUCCAUGACAGGCAUCACCGUGGGAGUCUCCAUCGCUCUCAUGUGCAUCAUCAUCUGUGCUUUCAUUAUCGUGUGCAGAGGCAAACACAGGAAAUCAUCAGCUGUUAAAGUCAACAGGGGCGGAAGGAGCUCGCCCACCUCUGCUGCAGGACACCUGGGCUCAGAGGGCCCAGCUGAGGACGCCAACACGAGUGUCGCCAUGAUGAACCAGGACCAUUUCAUUGAUACUAAGGGUGGAACCAAUCUCAUCAUCAAUUGUCUUGGCCCAGUUCAUCCCAAUGCUGAGAAGAAACACAAAUGGUUUUCCUUCAAUAGCAAUGGCAACAAGGGUGUAAAAGAAAUACAGAAGAUGAGAUGCAGCACCGCCUCCUACCAGCCAGGCUCUACCAUUUUGACCUACAAAGAAGAGCUGUCCGUUGAUGCAGACCAGCCUGCCUCCCUGCAGGCUUUGCUGGGACGUCCUGGAGACUCGGAGGGGUCCUCCAAUAGCGAGGGCAGCAAUGCCACUGGGGACUCUGGCCGCUACUCGCACGACGAGACGGAGAUGACCAACCUGUCCGGUCCGAGCAGCCGACAGCCGUCUGUGACAGCGGAGGACAGUGGCGGAGGUGAAGAUGAAGAAGAUGACGAAGCGGGUCAGAUGGCGGAGGAGAGCGAUUUGAAAUUGGUGGAGGACCUCAGGUGUCAUCAGGAAGCUCAGAGAAGUUGCCGUUUGCUGUCCGUGUGUGAGGUUGUGUGAGUGUGUGUGUGCGUGUGUGUGUGUGUGUGUGUGGUGGUAUACUUGUAAUUAGGGCUUUACUGAAAUACUUGUGAGUAGCAAGUGUACCACAUGUUUGUGUGUGACUGCAGUGUGUCUGCGACACAUGGAAAGAAACAAAGAAGACACCUUUUUUUUUAACUUUAAAACCUUUUUUCUCUUUUGUUUGAAGCCUGCUCAACUUUGACCUUUUUAUCAGCUUUUCAGGCCUUUCCUUUUCACUCCUCUUUGUUUGUUUGUCUUUUAAAAAGAAAAAACUCACCCACCAUGAAUGUUUGCGAUUGUCAAAAAGCUUAUUUAAGAGUUUAUCACUGGAGUGAAAAGGGAAGCGUGGAGCCCUUUGUCACUGAUUAUCUACCUCGGUUUGCUCACGAGUCAAACCUCUGUUUUAUAUUUAAGAACUACCACGUUAUGUGACAUUACAUAACGGGUGAUACUUCCUGAUUGUCAUCCCAGUUUGUCAUUUUUUCCCCUAAUUUACUGGAACUUAAGGGCACUGCUGCUUCCAUUCCCUACUCUGGUACUGGAUGGAAAACACACAUUUGUCUUCUCAGAUGUUGCUGAGGUCAUGAGCCAGUAUUAAUAAGAGUUUUCUAUUCCAUUAUUGAGUAAUGGUGUGGGAUGCGAAUAAUGUAUGUUGUUUUAUGUGUUGUCAGUGUGCAGCUGCCCUUGCUGUUCUGUUUUUAUACUACCUCACAUUGAUUUGAUUGUCUUUGUUGGCUUUCCUAAACUCAGGGAACAAGGUUUAGUACAUUUGAAAAGUCAUGUAGUGUUACAUGGUGAACUGACAGGGUAUCUUCUCAGUACUAAGCUGUGUGUAAUUUGCCUAAUAGAUUUGCUAUGAAUGUAUUUCUGUGCCAGUAGCUCAGACUUCCCCUUUGCCUUUUUUUUAUUGUAUAUCUUCGAUCUCAACCUCCACAAGUGCAUGCAGUGUUACAUAGGUGCAGAAAAGCUUUGGAAUUGGCCUUAAUGUGGAUGCAUCUUUCAGGGGGUCGAGCGAGGCCUCAUUUUUCUCAGGUAGAAGAUGCAUUGCAUAAAGAGUGAUUGUAGUGAACCAACACAAUGUUUAAAAAUAAUAAUAAUCAGGGAUGAAAGUGAAGAAUCAACAUAACGUCCUGAAAAGCUAUAUUUUUAUUAGAAGCUUUGUACUACUGAGUACACAAUGUAGUUGAAUCUAGCUCCAGGUAUCCCUUUUCUUGCUGUUUUGCUGUAGAGUAGAUAAAAUUAGCACUUGUCUGCCAAGUAGUUUUGUAUGAGCAGGCCAAUGUGCAGUGGUGACUGACGCUAUUUACCCAAAGACCUGUUUGCCUACCUGACUUUAUUUUAUUGUAAUCUCUCAGCUGUCGAGGGGAAUGUGGAAUAAUCAAACACAUUAUUAGACCAAAGAUGAUGAUCAGCUGAGGUGAUGCUCCUCACAACAAAGCCUUGCACAUUAGUGGCCUUGAAAUACGACAAGUUGCGGGUAAAAGUUCUCCAGGGAGGUGCCAGCAGCAUUCACGGGCACCUGACCCAAGAUGGAGGGCAAUUACUAAUCAGUCUUAUGCACACAAAACAAAUGAUCCUCAUGCAGAUCUCCUCCAAAACCGUUGCAACCAGAUGUUUGUAUAUUAUAGGUGAAAUGAUAUUCUUAGAGAUUUGUGUUGCAGCGGUGCAGCAUUGUACUUGCAAAUGUGCACCCACUCCUUCAUGUUGUCAACACAAUCUAACCUAUUUGAUUGUGUAAUUCAAAUGUGAAAGGGAUAGCCAUUAAUCUGUUAUUGUUAAUAAUUAUGUUGAUUAUUGUGACAUUCAUUGUUGAUUAAUUGCAUCUUGAAGCAAUGGUGUGCACUACUUGGCUGCAACCAGUAGAGGCGCUGUUUAUAUCUCAACUAGUUUGUGUUCUAAAAAGAACAUGACAUCAUUGACAGUAUGGGACUGGUAUAGAAAGAGAUUCCCACAUGCCUUUAAAAAUAAUGUUUUCCAUUUAGUCUAUCAAGCAAAUUAGUCAAAUCACUAAUCUAUGGAAAUAAUUUAGCAUUUUAUGGAUAAAAUAGAGAUGAUUGCAGUUUUAUUUAGGAAAGACUGCAGAGAGGUCAGUGGGUGCACAAAUGUUCUUCCAUUGCUGUUUAUAAUCAGAGGAUUCCUGAAGAAGAGGAUUCAAUCAGGGGUGGGAUUUAGAGAGGAAAAGUGACACAAUCAGUUUGUUUUCAGGGGCAAACAUUAUAAACCAAAGAUGAUUUUAGAAAGGGUCACCGCUGCAUAUUGGCAAGAAGAGAUCAGUUCGAAUACAUCCAGCUUAUGUGUAAAUUGUUGUCGUUUUCACUCUCCUCAUGAAGAAUCGCUGUUUUUGUUGCCUGUUGUCAUUAAAAUUGAGCAAACACAUGAGCUGCUGCACUCAACCUUGCUGUAAGUAUUGUAAUGGUUCUCCUGAACUUCACACAGCUGCAAAUGUAGUGUGUUCUUUCUCCAUAUUUUAUGAUUCAGCUUCUUGUAAGUUGUGCAGUAUUUGGGUCAAUGAUGUUUGUGAGAGUCUGGUCAAAUGUCACUUGUUCACAUAAGAGAACAUCCUUGGAUGUCGUCCUGGUCUCUUCUCAUGUGUUCCUAUCCGAUCAUGUGAAUUUAAAGGGAUUUGGAGUUUUCAGUCUGCUAAUGGACUGACUUGCUCAUGGUCUCCCCAGUAAUAUGUGAUGACGAAAUCAAGUGUCGAGCGCCGUGGGUUAUUUUUUUUUUACAUAUUAACUCAGGUGGAUCCCGAGCUGCUCCUCCUCAAAAGAGAAAGUCAUGAAAAUUGAAUGUAUCGCUUGUAAUUAAGAUGCUUUUUGUUAAUGCCUCAUGUUUUGUCUAUUUGUCUUUGUCAUUAAGAAUUAUUUGAAAGGGUUUUUUUUUGCCUAAAGAUUUUACA